This is a messenger RNA of Prorocentrum cordatum, 1661 nucleotides long. The record is from the annotation of a GenBank genome assembly. Lineage: Eukaryota; Dinophyceae; Prorocentrales; Prorocentraceae.
AAAAUCGCGACGGCGAGUUUCUCAACGUUGGGCCAAUUUUGGGCCCUGGGACCGUCCUGGCUCUGCUGUCCACAACUCGAGAGAGCUUCAUCUCCCAGUGAGACACCGAGACGAUCAGGGCUGAGACAUCGGACUCGCCAGCGCGAUCGCAGCUGCUGUGGCGUCGGACGUGCGGGUCGGUAGCCCUGGUGCUCGGGGGCCGCAGCCGGAACCCGGGGCGGGCCGUCGCGCGCCCGCAGGAGCCUGUUGCUGCCAUGGCACGCGAGGUGGAGCUCAACGAUGUCGAGCCGCGCAUCGUCGGCGCGUCCGACCCGGGCCCCAGCCGAGCCGGCCUGCGCCAGCGCAACAGCCCGCCCGUCUCCAGCGCGACGGGCUCGGACGACGAGGAGUUCCUGCCCGGCCCGGUGGAGAUGCCGAGCGCGCAGGAGCGGCGCUGGAGCCUGUGCCUCGCGGCGUGCUCGGGCGUGGACGUGGUGAUGAGCGCCGUCAUCGCCGCAGUCGCCCUGGGCUACGGGUACAAGGACAGCGGGGUGUCCCUCUACUGCCUCGCAGUGCAGUCCAUAUCCCACUGGAUCUCCUCGCUGACGCUCGCCCUGCGCUUCCUGUCGGAGGGCACCGUGGCCGACACCAGUACCGCCAGCGCGGCGGAGGCAGCCGAGGUGUUGCUGAGAACGACGCGCAGAAAACAGCUGCACCGGGAGCAGGCUCUCAACGUCACCAUGGGGUGCGUUAUGCUGAUCAGCGCGGCUGGCCUGCUGUUCAAGGCUGCACGCAAGUUCAAGUUCUGGAACAAGUGGUAUUUGGACCACGCGGAGUUUGACAGGGAGGCCCAGUUCGUCAUGGAGUUCCUUGCUUGGUAUGGCUUCUCCGUGUACGUGUUGACCGCGGUGAUCCGCCUGGUGUUCGCGCGCAAGUUGAGGAGGCAGCUGAUCUGGCACGGCUUCGUUGUUUCGGUGAUCAGCCUGACCUUCCUCUUCGUCCUCGGAGUCGGCGCCUCCUACCAGAAGGAGUGGUCCUGGAAGGCGGAGCCCAUCGCCGCGAUGGUGCUCUGCGUGGUCUCCCUCGUCGAGGGGGUUCGGGUCAUCAUCAUGCACCUGGACGACAUGGACACGCGCAUGCGCUUCGACCCCCGCGCCUGACGUGAGGGGGGGCAUGCGCUCUCCCCGCCUGCGGCGCGGGGCACAGGAGGCGCCCUCGCCCAGAAGCCGCCCGCGACGGACGGCGCGGCGUGCCGGGAAACGGCGAAGGUCGCCCGAAGGCCUCGAUCCUCCAGCGUCUGGGCUCUCCAGCAGCAAGCAGCUCAUGAGGGCCCUGCGUGUCCUCGCAGUUCCGUCUCCAGAGAGCGCCAGCGCCUCGUACUCUCCGUGAGGGCGCGAGUUCAGCGUCGAUGUGGCGUCGAUCUAGCGUCGAUCUAGCGUCGAUAGGCGUCGGCCAGCGUCGGUUCGCAAGGGCCGGCCAGAUGACAGUGGGAGGCUCCCGGGAGUCGCCGCGGAAGGGUUCUCACUGCGCGCCGCUGGUGCUCUCGCCGCCCGCCGUUGCCAGUGCCGUCCGCCGCCGCAGAGGCCCGCCGUGGAGCCUCGCGGGGACCUGCGGGGAGCUCCAGAGACCAGCAUGCUCGGAUUGCCGCUUGAGGCGACGAGCCUGUCGGCACAGAAACGCAG